GCCUAAAGACCUUUGUGCGCCUGCGCGCAAGGUAAGACGCUCCCGGGUCAGAGUUCUGUGCUCGCGAUCCGCCGCUGCGCUCGAGAGUCAAGGUAAGGUGUGCGUCUUGCAAAGCGAAGAGGCAAGAGAGAGAGAGAGAGAGAGAGGCGGCGGCGACGAUGGUGAAGACUGAGAGCGACGACAAGUGUGGGAACGAACCGUGGCGGGGUCGCUAUCACAGGCUCGAGGAGAUCCAGAAGCACAAUCACAGCCAGAGUACCUGGAUCAUCCUGCACAACCGUGUGUAUGACGUCACCAAGUUCCUGGAGGAGCACCCAGGUGGUGAAGAAGUCUUAAGGGAACAAGCAGGAGGAGAUGCUACAGAAAGUUUUGAAGAUGUUGGCCAUUCCACAGAUGCUAGAACAUUGUCAGAAUCAUUCAUUGUGGGAGAAGUUCAUCCGGAUGAUCUGGAAAAAAUUCAGAAACCAACAGACACUUACAUUACCACUGUUGAUUCUCAAUCUAGUUCGUGGACCAAUUGGGUGAUUCCUGCAAUAGCAGCAUUUAUCGUGGCUCUUAUGUACCGUUUCUACAUGUCUGAGUAAAGACCAUACUGAGAAGAAAUAACGGGACAUACUGUUUUGGGAAAGAGAACCAAAAAAUCAUCUCUAACCACAUCAGGGCCGUAUAUGAAAAUAACUCUUAAAAUCCAUCCUCUUUUUCCCAGAAAGCCAAAAUAAAGUUGCUUCAGGAAUAGAUUUCCAAUGCUGCCUUUUACUCAACUGUUUUUAAAUGCUUAAAUGUGUAGCCUUCAUCAACUAUCCAUGUGAUAUUGUCAUGCUGUUCUUGAAAUUAAGAGCACUGGUGUUUAUGCUUUGGUAUAAGAUAAGUAAAACUUGCCUGAUUUCUUUAAAAGAUUAGUUCUUUGGACUUUUCUUGCAAAAAAAGAAAAAAAGCAGGAAGAGGCUCUGUCUAUGCAAAUUCCUUACAUCUUUGCUUUCAGUUAGAAUUGCUUCAUACAAUUAUUUUCCGUUCUAUCCAUUUCUUAAAUAUAAUUGUAUCUUUUCUCCUUACAAAUAAAACUAAUAAGAGCUUUCAAUAUGGGAAUGAGAAAUCUUAGGUGUAUACUAUUGUACUUAACAAAGUGCCAUGGAAAGAUCCUGUUGUGCAAGAGGCACACAGUGCUAGUAGCUUCCAUCUGUGGACCCUUCAGACUGGCUCAAAGGGUUGAGGGACCCAUUCAGGGCAGUUUUUCAAUAGGUUAACUCAUGGUGCCCCCUAUCCAAGUGAAAGUAACUUCUACUUUCAUAGCAGGCUCUUGAGAUCAAAGCCUUUGACUUCCGGCUUAGUUAUGUUGCGAGCUAGAAACGCACCACCAUCACUCUGUCUCUGUUCUAAGUUAUGCUGGAAGAAAAAGGGAAACCCAGAUCUUCGAUUUCUACUACCUGUUUAAAUAAAGUCCAAGUAAAGCACAAUGUGGCUAUUUGAAUCAGGAUUCAUAGGUUUGUGCAACUUUUAUCCUUAAGUUCCAUCUUGGAUCCUUGUGAGAUCCGCUGUUCUUGCAGAAUUCAGCAACCAAAAACAAAUUAUGUGAACUUUCAGUGCCUGUUUGUUGAUUGUGCCCUCUUGAUGAAGUAAGGGAAGGAAAUGCAAGAAUGUUGGUACUUCGCAUGAUAGGCUUAUGUUGUCUGUUUUACCUGUAUGUAUGGUAAUACCAGCUAGCAACACUUGUAUUAGUCACACAGAAGAUAUUCUGGAAUAAAUGCAAUUGUUUACUGUA
This is a messenger RNA of Elgaria multicarinata webbii, 1759 nucleotides long. RefSeq names its product cytochrome b5. Gene Ontology annotation, molecular function: heme binding. Gene Ontology annotation, cellular component: intracellular membrane-bounded organelle; endoplasmic reticulum membrane. NCBI's taxonomy places the organism in Eukaryota, Metazoa, Chordata, Lepidosauria, Squamata, Anguidae. The coding region runs from base 159 to 584 and encodes 141 amino acids. The transcript is spliced from 5 exons. The record is from RefSeq and is a predicted model, not a curated record.